Molecule: messenger RNA, 453 nt
Organism: Oreochromis aureus
Lineage: Eukaryota; Metazoa; Chordata; Actinopteri; Cichliformes; Cichlidae
Product: ribonuclease inhibitor-like
Exons: 5
Molecular function (GO): protein binding
Source: RefSeq, a predicted model, not a curated record
GAGGAGGCUCUUCUGAGAAUGCUGCCAGUGGUCAAAGCCUCCAACAAAGCUCUACUGAGUCUCUGUAACCUGUCAGAGAGAAGUUGUGAAGCUCUGUCCUCAGGUCUCAGCUCUCAGUCCUCUAAUCUGAUCAAGCUAGACCUGAGUAACAAUGACCUGCAGGAUUCAGGCGUGAAGUUUCUGUCUGAAGGACUGAAGAAUCCACACUGUAAACUGGAAACUCUCAGUCUGUCAGGCUGUCUGAUCACAGAGGAAGGCUGCACUUCUCUGGCCUCAGCUCUGAGCUCCAACCCCUCCCAUCUGAGAGAGCUGGACCUGAGCUACAAUCAUCCAGGGGACUCAGGAAUUAAGCUGCUGUCAGCUGGACUGAAGGAUCCAGGCUGGAGACUGGACACUCUCAGGGUGGAGCCUGCUGGAGUCCGAUGGUUGAGACCAGGUCUGAGGAAGUAUUCC